CGGGAUCUCAGCCGUUCCCCGAGCUCCUACUGCAUGCGAUGUGCGAGAGCUGCGCUCGCCUAUGCCAGCGCUCCAGGAGGUGAAACACAGGAAUGAAAACCUGACCCUACAAACCGGGCAAGUUUCCCUUCAAGCAUGGGGCUGGGCAGCCUUUGGCCGGGUUCUCCUCCUCCUUGGAGACCCUCGGGCACCCCAGGCAGCGCCUGCUCCUCUGCACGGCUCGGCAGACCCACAGUGCCGGUCAGCGAAGGCUGCCCCGUGCCCAGCGUCGCUGCGCCGGGGUCACCUCAUCCCUGUGUCCACCCUCACCCCAGCUUUGCUGCCUCCUCUUGCCGGGUUAUGCCGGCGUGUGCAAACAAAGCCAGCAUCCUCCACUGGACCAAGGGUGAUGACCGCAGCGGGUGAGAGGGAGAAGUUCAGGGCUUGGUCUUCCCAACCAUGCCCAGAGAGUUCAGCCAAAUCCGACACGGCAGCGGGAUCCACCCUGCCAGAACAAACAACCAAAGGCACAGCUCCAGGCACAUGGAUCUGUGUGGGGCGAGGCUGGGAACUGCAAUCAAGAGAUGCAGAACUUCCUCCAGGUGCUGCUGCAAUCCCGCCUCUUCUCCAGCAUUAUCCAGAGCAAUCCCGGUACUGGUGUUCCCACCAGCGUUGCCCAGUCCACGCCAGCUCCAUAUAAACAGCACCCACGGGAGCGAGGGAUGUGGGGCGGCUGUGGCUGAGCUGGAGCCGGUGGCGACGAUGUGGCUGUACGCGGUGGCGGUGCUGGCGGGGCUGCUUCUGCUCUGGCGCUGGCACCGGGAGCGGCAGACGGUGCCCGCGCUCUCGGAGAAGUUUGUGCUGAUCACGGGCUGCGACAGCGGCUUCGGGAACCGGCUGGCACGGCAGCUGGACGCACGGGGGCUGCGGGUGCUGGCCGCCUGCCUGACCGAGCACGGGGCCGAGCAGCUGCGGGCAGGCGCCUCGUCACGCCUGCAGACUGUGCUGCUGGACGUCACCUCCAGCCAGAGCAUCGCCAACGCCGCCUCCUGGGUCCGGGAGCAUGUGGGCAACCAAGGGCUCUGGGGGCUGGUGAACAACGCGGGAAUCGCCAUCCCCAUCGCCCCAAACGAGUGGCUGACCAAGGACGACUUCACUAAGGUGCUGGAUGUCAACCUGCUUGGCCUCAUCGAGGUGACGCUGAGCCUCCUGCCGCUGCUCCGGCGGGCGCGGGGCCGGGUGGUCAACGUGGCCAGUGUCGCGGGCCGAAUCUCCUUCUUUGGCGGGGGGUACUGCAUCUCCAAGUUUGGCGUGGAAGCCUUCUCUGACAUCCUCAGGCGCGAGAUGCGCCCCUUUGGGGUGCAGGUCUCCAUCAUCGAACCCGGCACCUUCUGCACGGCGAUGACCGAUCCUGCGACGGUGAGGAAUACCUUGAAGCACCUCUGGGAGCAGCUCCCGGCGGAGACCCAGGCAGCCUAUGGUCACGGCUACCUGGAGGCCUACACCCAGCGCAGCACCCUGCUGCAGCACCUGAGCAGUGCCCGCCUGUCCCCCGUCACCGCUGCCAUGGCACAUGCGCUGCUCGCCCGCUGUCCCCGCAGCCGUUAUGCAGCCGGCUGGGACGCCCAGCUCCUCUUCCUCCCGCUCAGCUACUGCCCGUCCUGGCUCUCCGAUGCCGUCUUCAGCCUCAUCUUAGCAAACCAGUCCGAUGUCCCCAGCAGCCCCCACGCUGCACGUUUCAGGCUUGCGUGUCCCCAGGAGCUUCAGAUGCUGAGCUGCCGGGAGGUGACACCGCAGCCUCGUCUGCUCCUGCUCAGAGACCGUGUGUGCCCGCAUCCUUCCAGCAGCGUCCGGGCCAGGGCUGCCCAGGGAAGGAAGGGGAGAGAAUGACAGAUUCCUCAGCUUCCCCAGCUCACUCAGGAUCGGUGCUGACCUCUUUGGUGAAGUUGGGCUGACGGCAGCCAAGACAGACCUGGUGCCUGGAUUUUGCCCCGGAGCAAAGUGCUGGCGGGUGGAGCAGGAACCAGCCAAACCCAUGGGGCACCAUUCUCGGCCUCUCCUCUUUGCCUUCCUGCACAUCAUUCAUCUGACAUUGGUCCACUGGGCUCUGAAGGACCUGCCUGGGUCAAAGUGGCUUCUUUCUGGGGAGGAAAUGGCAUUUUUCUAUUUAUCUCCAUAGAAAGGGUGAACCGGACUUUUAGGAAGGGCAGAGGGUCCUGGGCACGCACUUGGGUGCCAGCAGCCUUGGAUUGCCCUGAGAAUCACGGCAGGGAUGGGGAGAAGGGGCUGAGCCACCUGCCCUUCUCCUCACGGCUCGGGAAUCCAACCGGCUCCCAGACCUCACCUUCCUGCUGGGAUCAGCAGCCCCCCCGCAAACCCCAAGAGCAAAGGCUUGCCGUGCCCAGGUCGCUCUUGAUCCGAGUUUGGUGUGGAAAUUUCCUGACUAGUUAAAUGGAAGCAGAGCAGCAUCCCUGCCUCCUGGGGGGGGGCAAAGCCCCCACAGCCAUCAGCUGGCAGCUCAGCCCUUCGCGAUCCCCCGUGACUGAGCCAAAACGCGUCCCAUCAUGUACGGGGUGAGCACAAAGCUGUUGGGUUCCUGUUUGCAGCCCUCACUGGGCUGGGUACCUGCACGCGGGGUCAGUGGCGCAGUGCUUGUUGUUGUGAGAGUCGACUUAUCAGUGCCCUCGUGCUUCCCCACUCCGGCCAUGCCUUCCUUCCGAGCCGAUUGUUGAUCACAAAGUCUUGUCUGCACUCGAAAGGGAGAUUUCCUGCCAUUGUUUUGCAGGACUUGCAACUCGAUGCAAAAUUCUCUGCCUAUCAGCCCCCUCCCCAGUCCCGGGGCAAGGCUUGAGCCCCCUCCCUUCCCCUGCAAAACUGCCAGGCAAUCACAGCUCAGUGAUUAAUUGCCACCAAGCCAGAGGUGCUUUUGUGGCGAUAGCCAUGUGCCAUCAUCUCCUGCAGCAGCUCAGAGACAGCAACACUAUCCUGGCAGAUCCGUGCAGCUUUCACCCCUUUCCCCCCAAACCUUGAGCUCACCCCAGCAUUGCAGGAGCAGUUGGCACUUUUGCAUUAGCUCACCUUAACCCCUUAGGACUCCCAAAGCCAGCAGAGGACCUGGCUCAUGGGUCAUCCAUGCCUCAGGAUGCAUUUU
Molecule: messenger RNA, 3130 nt
Organism: Cuculus canorus (common cuckoo)
Lineage: Eukaryota; Metazoa; Chordata; Aves; Cuculiformes; Cuculidae
Product: retinol dehydrogenase 16-like
Exons: 5
Coding region: 439-1869 (476 amino acids)
Molecular function (GO): oxidoreductase activity
Source: RefSeq, a predicted model, not a curated record